UCAGGCGGCUUUGUGUUUUGAGUCUAAUCUAUAAGUGUUUUAACUUUAAAUUAUAUAUUUCAAAGGAAACACUUGAAUGCGUAAAACACUUUUUUGUCACAUUCUUGUUUACCACAGCCCCAACCCAAACUCAAAAGCAGAAACCCAGAAAGCCAGACUAGUCCCACAGAGGACUUUUCAGCUUUUACCCCCAAAACCUUUUUGGUUAUCAUGAUGGCACAUCACCCUCAGCUCAGGCCUCAUUAAAUUCACCACCACUGUGCCCUCAUUUCAUGCCAUCCAUUCCCCCACUUCUUCUCAGUUUGGAGACUUACUGCUUGGCAACAGCUCUAGCUUUCUCCAAAUCUGAUUUGAUUUCUUUAUUCAAUAUGUUCCAUCAAUGAUCAUAUCCUGCAAUUGACUGCAUUGCUGGUGUUGAGAGAGAUGGGUCAUCAUUCAUGCUGCAACAAACAGAAGGUAAAGAGGGGACUGUGGUCACCUGAGGAAGAUGAGAAACUGUUCAACUACGUUUCCACCCAUGGCCAUGGUUGUUGGAGCUCAGUUCCAAGACUCGCCGGCCUGCGAAGAUGCGGCAAAAGUUGCAGGUUAAGAUGGAUUAAUUACCUCAGGCCAGACUUGAAACGUGGGCACUUGUCUUCCCAGGAAACCGAUCUCAUAAUCCAACUCCACAGAGUUCUAGGAAACAGGUGGGCUCAAAUUGCCAAGUACCUCCCGGGAAGAACAGAUAAUGAAGUGAAGAACUUCUGGAACUCGAGCAUAAAGAAAAAGCUUAUCUCUGGUGCUACUGUUUCUGUUGACUUAACUACCCUAUCAGAUGUCUGGAAUCCAGUUGCAUCUCGUGAGGGUUUGUUGUCUCUAAAUGCAAACCCAGAUCCAACCGUUGCUGGCCAACAGCGUCACUUUUGUCUUCCACAACAAACAACAAAGCUAGCAAGUUAUGAUGAUGGUGAUUUUGAGCCAGACAUGAUCGAUUACGAUGUCAACUGGAUAAGCGUGUCACAGCCGCAGCCGCUGCAAACAGAAACAACAGAUUCUUGUGACCUGAUGCCGACAGAGAGUUGUGGUUAUAGUAUUCGUCAUCAUCAUGGUCAUCGAUAUCGUCCAUCGGAGAAUUAUCAGGAUUACAGUCAGACCGAUGAAGCCACAACCGCUUACGAUGGACAGCUUCUGGGAUCCGAGAUCCCCAACAUGGACAAAUGUGGAAUACCAUCUUCUUCUGCUUUACAUGAAACUACUGAACCAUUUACUGCUUUCCCUUCUUCAGCUUGUUUUCCAUUUCGCUCUUACCCAUGGAAUCCUCAAAUGCCCACCAAUCAGAGGCAGUGCAUUAAUUGACGGAACCAUACCAGCAUCAUUAUCAGUAUGAACCCUCCUACUCCUAGUCCUAGUCUAGCAUCGAUCAGACUGGGUUCCAGAGGUUCGAUCGGCUUGGUUGCUUAAUUUUCUCAUCAUGUGUGAAUUCAAUACAAACACUUGUUAAUGGAUUUAUUCCACCCUCCCAAAAAAAAAAAAGUAUUUAUGGAUGUGAAUUUAAAGCUUCAUUAAUACAAACAUUUGUGGGUUUC
Molecule: messenger RNA, 1565 nt
Organism: Nelumbo nucifera (sacred lotus)
Lineage: Eukaryota; Viridiplantae; Streptophyta; Magnoliopsida; Proteales; Nelumbonaceae
Product: MYB-like transcription factor ODO1
Source: RefSeq, a predicted model, not a curated record